AACAUAAAUAUACCAAGUGCCCUGGAUUGCAAGUUGGACUUAAUCACAUAGGCUCACAUACAACGCACAGUGUGCUCCGCUAUGGGUGUUUGUAACCAAAUCAAGGUAGUCUGCUUAGGGGUUGCCAUCUGUUCCAGUUUUGUUAGUGGAGCACCCCGUUUACACGAUGUCAAAGACGAGGCGCUCACAAGGCAUGUUUCCAAAUAUCAUCCGAUCUCAUUCGAGGGUCUGCACGAACAAAUAAAUAUACAUGAGCGCCAAAGAAGAGAUCUUGGAUAUGGCAGUGAACAACCCAUCCUGUUCGAGAUAAAUGUGUUUGGACGCUUAUUAGAGGUGGAAGUGGCGAAGACCGGGGUUCAUACUUUUGGGGAAAGUUAUUCGUAUGGUCCUGGCGGCAAGAAGCUUAUUGACACAUCAGAUAUACCAGUUAUGACUGGACGGGUGGUAGGGGUUGAAGAUAGCAAAGUAGAGGGUAGGAUAUUUGAUGGUAUAUUCGAGGGUAUGAUACACACUCCGCAGGAGACCUACCACGUGGAGAAGGCCGCAAAGUUUCUUAAGAAUCCAGAGUUUGACGCAGUGGCGUACAAAUGGUCUGAUAUCGACUUCGAGGUGCCCGACGGAUCACACGUGUGUGGCCAGCAGGCACAUACCAUGCUCAGGGAUAUGCACGCUAGAUUAGAAACUGGUCACAGCAGUGCUGGCCAAUUGGCCCGUAAACGAAGACAGGAAUCGGCCGUAUCGCCCACAUCUAACACCUGCCUGGUGAAGCUAGUGGCUGAUCAUCUCUUCUUUGCCUUCAGUGGCGGUUCCGCACAGGCUAUCGCCUCGAUGUCGAAUGCGCUCACGCACGUGAACGAGAUCUACGAGUCGACGCCCUUCUACUCCUCCACAUCCGGUGUGACGGUGCAGCUGGCGUCGAAGGGAUUUAUAGUGUGGGACUCCACACCCAAUCCCGUUUCCAAUGCCGGUCCGCUGGUGAACGAAACCCUUUUGGAAUUCAGCAAUGUAAAUUGGGACGAAGUGUGCGUCGCGCAUUUGUUUACCUACCAAGACUAUGGUGGAGGUACACUUGGUUUGGCCUGGGUUGGUGAUGUGGCGCAGGAUGGUAAAGCUGGUGGGAUCUGCCAAAAGCAGGCAUACUGUGGUGACGGUGUCAAGGACAACGAAGAGGAGUGCGACUGCGGCGGUGCGGAGUCGGGCGUGACGUCGCCCGAGUGCACGUGCUGCACCGAGGACUGUAAGCUCGUCAGUCAAUGUGACCCACGCCACGACGAUUGCUGCACAGAAACCUGUGAUUACGCCCCUUCCGAGAGUGUGUGCCGUGCAGAAGGUGAGUGCAAGGCUGCUGCCCUGUGCCCCGGAGAUGGGCCCAAAUGUCCCGUGUCGGAGUCCAAAGCAGCGGACACCAAGUGCGGCAACGACGCCUUUGUGUGCCUGGACGAUGGCGUGUGCUCGCGAACGAUUGAGUCAUCUGUGUGCAAUCUGUAUAACGCGGAUUUUUGUGAGAUUGUUGACAAGGAAUGUGCCGUAUCGUGCCAGUUCAACGGUGUGUGUCUUACCACCCAGGAUGCGGAGACACAGGGUAUGGAGGGCAACAACGGCACUAUCCCGGGUGCCUACUAUCCAGGGGGUUAUCCUUGCUUCAGUACCACAGGCAACUACGAAGGCCAGUGUAACGAAGAAGGCAAAUGCGAGAAGCUGGUGCGCCAGGAUGCCCUUGACACGGUGUCCGAGUUCUUCAGCAGCGGCAACGUGUACAACAUCUCCCACUACAUCCAGGACAGCUGGUACUGGUUUGCCGUAGGGGCCCUGUUGCUGGCAUCGGCCACUGUGCUUGUGUGGUGGCUGACCCGACGGGAACUGCCCAAGCUCAUAGCGCUGGAGGCCAGUCAGGUACGUACGAGAAAGGUCAAGGAUGUAGAUGGCGAUGAGAAGCCAAAGGGCGAGAGCGACAGGGAUGAGAUCAAGCGAUUGAAGGAGCUGUAUGCGAAGGAAAAGGAUAGGCGCGAGUCGGAAGCAGGCACAUCAACCUAGCUUGUGACUACACAAAUACACUAUUUUUUACGAGAAAGAGAAGGGGGUUUCUACAAGAACGAGCAAUAAAUAUAUAUCAAUACGAUAGGGUGUCGUAUCCAAUUAGAGCAUGUCUGAGCACUGUACCAGCUGUGGCGUGCGGGAACAUCCCGACGUAUCUGUGCCCCGGAACCUCCGUGAUUAGAAAAAGCCAGGACAGUGUCUUUAUUUAGUUUAUACAUGAGAAUGACCGAAAGGAAUCCAAGAAGGGAAAUCAAGAGGGACUGAAAAUAAUGCGAUGUUAUUGCUCCCCGCCAGCUGUAUUGAGGUGGUGGGUCCUGAUCGUCACCAUCCGUCCGUUGCCAUGAUUCAUAGGCCGACGUUUGAUGUCAUACAAUAAAAGAUGAGGUCACUUG
Messenger RNA from Sphaeroforma arctica JP610, 2429 nucleotides. RefSeq lists its product as hypothetical. Gene Ontology annotation, molecular function: metalloendopeptidase activity. The coding region runs from base 82 to 2034 and encodes 650 amino acids. Gene Ontology annotation, cellular component: plasma membrane. Gene Ontology annotation, biological process: membrane protein ectodomain proteolysis; Notch signaling pathway. The record is from RefSeq and is a predicted model, not a curated record. The transcript has 11 exons. Lineage: Eukaryota; Ichthyosporea; Ichthyophonida.